Molecule: messenger RNA, 299 nt
Organism: Closterium sp. NIES-67
Lineage: Eukaryota; Viridiplantae; Streptophyta; Zygnematophyceae; Desmidiales; Closteriaceae
Source: the annotation of a GenBank genome assembly
GCUGAGAUGACUGCAGCGGCCUCAGCCCAGCCUCGUCAGGGUAAGGGCCGCCGCUCCAAAGGGGGGCGCGGUCGAGGGAGGGGUGGCGGGGGUGGCGGAGGUGGUGGAGGUGGCGGAGGUGGUGGGGGUAGUGCGAGUGCAGGUGGUGCAGACGACGGGUUUGGGGCUGAUGCCCCGUCGCAUCAGCAGGAGCAGCAGCAGCCCCAACAGCAGCAGCAGCAGCCCCAACAUCAGCAACAGCAGCUCCAGCAUCAGCAACAGCAGCAGCAGCAGUAACAGCCGUAGGUACCCCCACCACC